CUGGGAACCCCUGCAGAGCGUGGGGAGGGGGACACGACGUGCAGGAGGUCGUGACAGAGGAGAAGGGAGAUAGAAGCGGAAAACACGACUACUGCAGGGGGGAGGGGGAUCCUGCAGCCCUGCAGGUCCCAGGGGUGCCGCUUCCCGGGAGCCAGAGAUCAGCCAGUCCUCUAAUGGGGCUGUCAUGACCUGCGUGGAAACGACGCGGCACCACGCCCCCCGGCGCCGGCGGGGGGUUCGUGGGCUGCUAGAAAAGCAGGCGGCGGGACAGGGAGCGCUCAGAGGGACCCAGAGUCCGGACCUGCUGCCGACCCGCCGGACCGCUCCACCGAACCAUGCUGCGCGACACCGAGCAACAACUGCGCCAGAUCCAAGAUCAGCUGCGCGCCUUCCGCAGUGAUCCAGAGUCCUGCAUCCCGAUGAAGCAGAGAGGAAGUCCGUAUGAGAGGAUCCAGAGAGAUGGGGAGGUCACCAAGCCUCAGACAUGGUCGCGUCCCCGGCCCGUCCACCGGGUCUUCACCAACACCCGGGAACGCUGGCGGCAGCAGAACGUCAACGGGGCGUUCGCCGAGCUGCGGAGCCUCGUCCCCACGCACCCACCCGACAGGAAGCUGAGCAAGAACGAGAUCCUGCGCCACGCCCUGCGGUACAUCACCUUCCUGGACCGGCUCCUGACCGACCAGGACCACAAGAUGGCCCCCGGGGGCCGAGCCGGGAGCCUGGGGGACGACGAACCGCAGGGGCCGCUCUCACCCGCCUGCAGCUGGACUCAGAGCUCAGAGGACGCAGAUUCUGACGGUCUGUCGGAGGAGCGGAGCCGGCCGCACCUCUACCUGCCCUCCAGGUGCAGCUAAGCGGCGGUGGGACUGAACCCAGGAGCCGUCCCAGUGGGGGGCCACUUCUACGGCGUUCUGCUGUUUGUGUUUUACAUUUAAGACUUUUAUUGUGGUUGGAGGGUUAAUACCAGAGUUUCUGUGACGUUAAUGUCAAAAAAAAAAAAA
This is a messenger RNA of Fundulus heteroclitus (mummichog), 1001 nucleotides long. Its product is annotated as T-cell acute lymphocytic leukemia protein 1 homolog. Gene Ontology annotation, biological process: regulation of transcription by RNA polymerase II. Gene Ontology annotation, molecular function: DNA-binding transcription factor activity, RNA polymerase II-specific; protein dimerization activity; RNA polymerase II cis-regulatory region sequence-specific DNA binding. The coding region runs from base 336 to 854 and encodes 172 amino acids. The transcript is spliced from 3 exons. NCBI's taxonomy places the organism in Eukaryota, Metazoa, Chordata, Actinopteri, Cyprinodontiformes, Fundulidae. The record is from RefSeq and is a predicted model, not a curated record.